This is a messenger RNA of Helobdella robusta, 306 nucleotides long. RefSeq lists its product as hypothetical. Bases 1 to 306 code for a protein of 101 amino acids. The record is from RefSeq and is a predicted model, not a curated record. NCBI's taxonomy places the organism in Eukaryota, Metazoa, Annelida, Clitellata, Rhynchobdellida, Glossiphoniidae. Gene Ontology annotation, molecular function: double-stranded DNA binding; transcription coregulator activity. The transcript has 3 exons. Gene Ontology annotation, biological process: regulation of transcription by RNA polymerase II. Gene Ontology annotation, cellular component: nucleus.
AUGAUUCAAACUGAUUAUCAACCGGGAGAUCUGAUUUUCGCCAAAGUAAAAGGCCAUCCACACUGGCCAGCCAGGAUAAACAAAUUACCUGAAGGGGCUCUGAUACCCAAAGGGAAAUAUCCUAUCUUUUUUUAUGGAACCCAUGAAACUUACUUCCUGACUCCAAAAGAUAUCUUCCCAUAUCAUCUCUUCAAGGAUCAGUAUGCCAAGCCACACAACAGAAAAUUUUUCAAUGAAGGGCUGAAAGAAAUCAUUGAGAAUCCAAAUGUCUUGAUGCUUGGAAUUGUUAGUAUUUUUAUGAUCUAA